Messenger RNA from Baudoinia panamericana UAMH 10762, 1129 nucleotides. RefSeq lists its product as uncharacterized. The record is from RefSeq and is a predicted model, not a curated record. NCBI's taxonomy places the organism in Eukaryota, Fungi, Ascomycota, Dothideomycetes, Mycosphaerellales, Teratosphaeriaceae. The transcript has a single exon. The coding region runs from base 13 to 813 and encodes 266 amino acids.
GGUAUAUCAGUAAUGUUAACGAAAGGACGGAGUUCCCACAACGGCCUCCGCCAGGUCACGUCUCGGAGCGCACACCCCUCGCUCAGACACUCCCUACUUCUGGCACUGCCCGAGAAAGUCCGCCGCACAGUCUACACAUACGUUGUCACCUACGAAGAGCCGAUCCCAAUUCGCCUGUUUUCGGCCACUUCGAGCGAAGGCAUCGAUACGUGUACCGCCAUCCUGAAGCGCACCUGGUUCUUCAGUCCUCCAGUCCUUCGCAUCUGCCGCGCCAUCGCGGAAGAAGCGGCGCCCCCAUUCUAUGCUAAUAACAGCUUCAAAGCCGAAGUCAUGGGUAGCGACACUUCGGUGUUGCAAGAAUGGCUGAACGCGACGCAUCCCGCUCACCUUGCGCUUAUACCUGAACUGAUCAUCAGUCUUGAGCCGCGGUCGUUCUUUGACUUGCAGGAACUCCGUGCUGACAGCGCUGCCACUGGGUCCUCAAGCAGUGCGGGAGAGCUUGCGGCCCUGCUUGUGGGGAGCGGCAUCUCUGGGGAAAGAGUGUUCAUGAAGGUAUCUAUUGACUUUGGGGUACUGCGUGAGGAUGCAAUGUGGUUGGGGCGUCGCACUGGAGAUGUGACUAAUCUCUGGAAGGCGUGGUUUGCCGAUUUACAGGAGUGUAUGGAUCGCGAAGAGUACGGCAUGGCGGAAAAGGAAGGCACGCUUGUGCAGGGUGAAGGCACGGUGGAGAGUGAAAGCCUCAUCGACAAGGUCUCAUCUCUUACGAGCAAGAUGGCUGGGUUGCUGGGUUGCGCUGAAGGACGCUACCAAUGAACCAUUCUAGGGCGUCGCAUACGUAAACGGUAACCUCGCAACGGUGUUAAUCAUUCUUUUGACCAUUCACAAGACAUAUUCAUCUGGAACCACUUACACAACAGAGACCCGUCACUCUGGUGUUGAGCUUUUCCAGGUACAAGGACCGGAACACUUUGGAGAGCAACACAAGACUUUUGUGCUGCGCACAUAAACCAGGUCCCGAAUUCGAAUCUACAGGAUGGACAACACAGUCAGCAGCACCGACACCGACAACGCGAACGGCCGCCUGGGCGCACUUGAGAAGUUCCCACGCGAGCUUCGGGAUCAGACCUAU